Molecule: messenger RNA, 2228 nt
Organism: Prorocentrum cordatum
Lineage: Eukaryota; Dinophyceae; Prorocentrales; Prorocentraceae
Source: the annotation of a GenBank genome assembly
GCUGUCAUCGCGCACCUGCAGGACUACGAGUCCUCGCCGCCAGAGUCCACGAAGGCCUUGCGGGCGCUGUCGUCCCUGGCCUACGCGGACGCGUCCAAGGUCGGCAACGACGAGGCGGCCCUCGCGCAGCUGCUGCGGCUGCUGCUCAUCCACCCGGAUGCGGUGCAGCUUCAGUUGGCGGCCAUGCGCGCGCUGUGCAACAUGGCCUACGACCACAAGGUCGCUCUCGCUCGCGGUCCCCGAGGUCCUGUCCGCCCUGGUGACCGCGGUGGCGAAGCACCCGGAGCCGAAGGACGUGGGGGUGAAGGCGAGCGAGGCGCUGGCGCGCAUCGUGGCCGCCGAGACGCAGCCCACCGGCGAGAACGGCACCCCGAAGGAGACCACGAGGGGCCCGGGGGCCCUCUCCGGCCUCUUCCUCGCAGCCAGCCGCGGCGGGCCGUGCGCGGAGCAGGCGGUCCUGCCGGAGAGCUGAUCGGGCAGCUCAUCCGCAACGAGGUGGUGGAGCCCCCGCAGGUGGCGCAGCGCUUCGCCGCGGCGGGCGGCGAGCCGUGCUCGGCGCUCACGGCGGCGGGGUGGCUGGGGCUGGCGAAGCAGUUCUGCCUGUUCGACCUGCAGGAGCUUCCGCAGCUGAUGACGGACGCGGGCGCCAUCGCGCAGUGCACCAAGCUCAUGGAGAAACACAUAGGCGACCCCGUGGUGCAGCUCGGGGGCAUCGAGGCCAUGUCCAGCUUGGUGGGCAACCGCUGGGCUGGACUCCAGUCCUUUGCGGAGGUCGGCGGCAUGAGGUCCAUCGAGGCCGCGAUGGGCGCGCACAAGGGCGACGCCAUGAUCCAGACGAAGGGGGUGAGGGCCCUGUCAAGCGGGAUCCUGUGGCCGGAGGACGACAUCCAGAAGAAGUCUGGCUACGAUACGAGGACCUCGGAGCAUGGAGCUCACCCAGGCGGCGUGCGAAGGCCACAAGGAGAGACCGUGGAGCUGCAGACCGCAGCGCUCGAGGCACUGGCGAAGUACGUGGAGAACAAGGAGCUCGCCAAGCUGUUCGCUGCAGCAGGGGGCGAGCAGCUCGUAAAGGACAUCAUGAGCCAGCACGCUGGGACGGCGAAAGUGAAGAGCUUUGGCGACAUGGUGCUCACGGGCGUUAAGCGCCUGGGCCCUGCUUUUGCAGGGACCGAGCGGCAGCAGAAGCUGGUCCGUGGUGAGCUUGCCGCGACGGGCGGAGGUCUGGGCCCCGCCGCGAUGGGCUCCCGCGGCGAGCGGAUGCGACGCCGCCUGCGGCUGCUGCCCCACCUGCUAGCCGGCGCGGGCGCGGCGCUGCUGGCGGCGGCGGGGCUCUCGUCGCGUUGGAGGUCCCGCAUGGCCGACCAAUGGCAGGGCCUGCGGUCCAGGUACGAGCUUGGCUCGGUCGAGGAGAUGUGGGCGCGGACGAGCGCAGACUCGCGGAGGCGAGGAUGUGGGCCGAGAGGGACAGGCAGGAACUGCAGGAGCAGCUGGAGAGAAAGAAGGCCAGGAUCCGCCAGCGCGCCGCGCGCAGGAGCGAGGCGCCGGAGGCGCAUGGACGAGCAGCGCGCCGCCAAGGUCAGAGGUCGGCUGGGCACCGUCGAGACCGCCUGGCGCACCGGCCGGGACAGGCAGGCUCGCAUCGGCCACCAGGAGCGGGAGGCGAGGGACCUCGGCGAGGCGAGCGACGGCAGCCAGCAGUUUUUGCGGGCUCGUAGCAGGGCCCGUGGUGAGCACGAGCCUGAGAGGCGCGACGACUUGGCGGAGCGGCUGCGGGAGCGGGAGCGGCUGGCUGGGAUCAGGGCGCAGAACGAGCCCGCCGAGUGGUUCCUGCAGCGCGUGGAGAGGAGGUGGAUGUGGUUGCUGGAGAGGGAGGAGAAGAUGGAGCAGAGGGCGAGAAGUUACGACGAGCAGCUCGAGGCGCAGGUGCGCGCCGAGGAGGAGAGGGAGGAGAGGCACACGCAGGCGCGGCUCCAAGAGGUGGAGAGAAGGCUUGCAAGGGCCGAGAAGGAAGCCAAGACGGUGAAGAACCAGGCGCGGGGCGGCGCCGUGCCCGCGAGCCGGCCGCGGGAGCGGCAGAGACAGGCGCGGGAGCCCCGGCGCGGCCGCGAGGAGGCCCCCCACGAGAGGGCGCCUCGCUUGAGCCGCGAGGCCGCGACCGCAGAGAACAUGGAGCUCAGGCGCCACGCGAUCCAGGAGGAGGCGGAGCUGAAGGCCAGCGGCGCCCCGGA